Molecule: messenger RNA, 1071 nt
Organism: Cucurbita moschata (crookneck pumpkin)
Lineage: Eukaryota; Viridiplantae; Streptophyta; Magnoliopsida; Cucurbitales; Cucurbitaceae
Product: clavaminate synthase-like protein At3g21360
Exons: 3
Coding region: 52-1017 (321 amino acids)
Molecular function (GO): oxidoreductase activity
Source: RefSeq, a predicted model, not a curated record
AUUUCUAUAAAUAAAACCCUCCACUUUGAAGGAGAAGCACCACCAAACAAAAUGGAGUUUAGCAGCAAAGAGUUCAAGGUUGGAAAAUGUGAGGGCCAAAAGGAAGUGGAUGGAGAAACCAUGCCAUUGGUUCUACAGCCUCCUGAAUCAGACAAGGCCAACUUUGAUUCCCUUUUAUUGGCUCUGCAAAACAACAAAGAUUGGUUGGACCAAAUGAUUAUCAAACACAGCGCUGUUUUACUCCGAGGAUACAACGUGUCGAAACCCGAGGAGUUCAACGAGAUUGUCGAAGCCUUCGGGUGGGAAGACAUUCGAUACGUCGGUCCAGCUCCUCGAACUCAUAUUUAUAAGAGGAUUUGGACUGCUAAUGAAGGACCCCUCUCUGAGUUCAUUUACUACCACCAUGAGAUGGUUUUGAUAAAGGAAUAUCCAAAGAGGGUAAUCUUGUACUGUGAGAUACCACCUCCAGAAGGUGGAGAAACGCCAUUUGUUCCAAGUUUCAAAGUAACAGAACGAAUGGUGAAGGAAUUCCCAAAGGAAGUUGAAGAAAUGGACAAGAAAGGCUUGAAAUAUACCUUCACUGCUCUUAGCAACAAUGACACUUCCUCUAUGAGGGGCAGAGGCUGGGAGGAUGCUUUUGGUUCAUCAGAUCGUUAUGAAGCAGAAAAAAGGGCUAAUGCGUUGGGGAUGGAGGUAGAGUGGCUGCCAAACGGCGCGAUGAAGACGAUACUGGGACCGAGGUGCCUAACAAAGGUGUUUGAUGGAAGGAAAGGAAGAAGAAUGUGGUUUAACACUAUGGUGGGGAUGCAUGGGAAGGAGCAUAGCUCUGCUUUAAUGGCGGAUGGGAUGGAGAUUUCAGAACACGUUGUGAAGAGAUGCCAGCAGAUAAUUGAAGAAGAAAGCAUCCAAUUCAAAUGGGAAAAGGGGGAUGUUUUGUUUUUGGAUAACUAUGCUUUGCUCCAUGGAAGAAGGCCUUCUCUUCCUCCUAGAAGAGUAUUAGUUGCAACCUGCAAGUAGUUGUUUCUCUACUAUGCUUGUGGUUUAAUGAAUAAAAAGUAUAGUUUUUUGUUA